Molecule: messenger RNA, 683 nt
Organism: Argiope bruennichi
Lineage: Eukaryota; Metazoa; Arthropoda; Arachnida; Araneae; Araneidae
Exons: 7
Coding region: 86-511 (141 amino acids)
Source: RefSeq, a predicted model, not a curated record
CCACCGUCGUGGUGGUUUGACGUGUCAGAACAGUCCUCAUUCAUAAUUGCAUCAACAGCUCUGAAUUCAAGUCUUGUGCUUAAAGAUGGCAUCAGCUAUUUUAAUCGCAUUUCUGAUUAUUUAUUCUGCUUCAACUUUCCUGACACAUCAUGCUUUAGUUGGCGCAAGUCCUCCAAUUGAAGAAGCAACGAAAUUAAAGGAAAAAAUAAAGAAAGGUACAAAAUUGCUAGAAGAGCUGAAUAUUGCACUAGACAGUAUCAAAGAAAACAUAAAGAAAGGAAUACCAAUUGACAAGAAAAAUCUAGAUAAGUUGAUUGAGAUAAAGGAUAGGUUUAAAAAUCUGCAAGUGGAUCCCACAGAUCUUUCCAAGGAACUACUGGAGAAUUUCAAAGAUCGCACCCUAGAGGCCUUUAGUCUGAUUCUCCAGGGUCUCAACAUGGGGCCGAUGCCAGCACUGGAAAAGCUGGAAGCGGGAAGCUUCGAGGAUCGACCACCCAGUGACGAACUUUGAGAUAAAAAUGCAGAUUCUAGGUGAGGAGAAGACAUAGAAACUUGUGCUACACAUUGUUCAUGUUUUAUCAUUAGAAUCAUGCUGUAACUGCUAUUGUUUGAAUGGUGCAUUCAUUUUUAUACUUUGUUCACAAUAUUAUUUAAAUGUUUCAUUAAAUUCUAAACACAUAUUA